AUGCCUUUCGGUUUGACUAACGCGCCGGCAGCCUUCAUGAGAUUGAUGAACGACGUGUUCAGGGAGUAUUUGGACGUGUUCGUCAUCAUUUUCAUUGAUGAUAUUCUGGUAUACUCGAGGAGUCAGGAGGAGCAUGCGACUCACUUGAGGUUGGUUCUGGAGAAGCUUCGGGAGCAGAAGCUUUUUGCUAAGUUGAGCAAGUGCAGUUUCUGGCAGCGAGAGAUGGGAUUUCUUGGCCACAUUGUUUCUGCAGAGGGAGUUUCUGUGGAUCCGGCUAAGAUUGAGGCUAUCAGAGAUUGGCCUAGACCUAGUAGUGCCACCGAGAUCAGGAGUUUUCUGGGUUUGGCAGGAUACUACAGGAGGUUCGUCAAGGGGUUUGCUACCAUGGCGCAGCCGAUGACGAAGUUGACCGGGAAGGAUGUCCCUUUUAUUUGGUCAGCUGAGUGUGAGGAGAGCUUUAGUCAGCUCAAGGAGAUGUUGACUACUACACCAGUGUUGGCGUUACCCGAGCCAGGGAAGCCUUACAUGGUGUAUACAGAUGCUUCAGGCAUUGGUCUUGGUUGUGUGCUGAUGCAGGAGGGCAGAGUGAUAGCAUAUGCUUCGAGACAGUGGCAGGGCAGUGAGCGUAACCGUCCUACACAUGACUUAGAGUUGGGAGCAGUGAUCUUCGCGUUGAAGAUUUGGAGGUCUUACUUGCUAGGUGAGACAGUACAGGUCUUCACGGAUCACAAGAGUUUGCAGCAUAUCUUCACUCAGCCGAUGAUGAACGCGAGACAGACGCGCUGGGUUGAGUUCUUGGCGGAUUAUCAGGUGAGCAUUAACUACCAUCCGGGCAAGGCUAACCUAGUGGCGGACGCGUUGAGUAGACGGAGGUAUGAUUCCGCAGUUGAGCGAGAUGUGGAGUCUCUAGUUGGCGAGAUCAGUACCUUGCGUUUGUGUGCCAUUUCGCAUGAGCCUUUGGGUUUAGAGGCAGUGGAUCAGGCGGAUCUACUUAGCAGGAUCAGAGUUGCUCAGCAGAGUGAUCAGAGUUUGCUGGAUGCGACGAGAGUGACUGGUUCUGAGUAUGAGGUCUCUGCGAAUGGGACUAUCUUGGUUCGUGGGCGAGUUUGUGUGCCUAAGGAUGUGGAGUUGAGACAUCAGAUUUUGGGAGAGGCUCACGCGAGCAAGUUUUCCAUUCAUCCGGGAGCGACCAAGAUGUACCAUGACCUCAAGAGGUACUAUCAUUGGGUCGGGAUGAAGAGGGAUGUAGCAGACUGGGUUGCGAAGUGCAACACUUGUGCCUUGGUGAAGGCAGAGCAUCAGGUUCCGGGUGGUCUUUUGCAGAGUUUACCCAUUCCCGAGUGGAAGUGGGAUAGGAUUACGAUGGAUUUCGUGGUUGGACUACCUGUUUCAAGGACUUUCGAUGCUAUCUGGGUGAUUGUGGAUCGGUUGACUAAGUCUGCACAUUUCUUGGCCAUCAAGAAGACAGAUGGAGCUGCUGUCUUGGCUAGGAAGUUUGUGCGAGAGAUUGUGAGGCUGCAUGGAGUGCCAGCUAGUAUUGUGUCAGACCGUGAUCCCAGAUUCACUUCAGAGUUUUGGAGGGCGUUUCAGGCAGAGAUGGGCACUAAGGUGCAUCUGAGUACAGCUUAUCAUCCGCAGACAGAUGGUCAGUCAGAGAGGACUAUUCAGACUUUGGAGGAUUUGCUGAGGAUGUGUGUGUUGGAUUGGGGUGGCCAUUGGGCAGAUCACCUAAGCUUAGUUGAGUUUGCAUACAACAACAGCUUUCAGGCGAGUAUUGGCAUGGCUCCAUUUGAGGCUUUGUAUGGGAGGCCAUGUAGGACACCCCUAUGCUGGACCCAAGUGGGGGAGCGCAGCAUGUAUGGAGCUACUUAUGUUCAGGAGACGACAGAGAAGGUUCGUGUUGUGAGGCUGAACAUGAAGGAGGCUCAGGAUAGGCAGAAGAGUUAUGCAGAUAGACGCAGACGAGAGCUUGAGUUUCAGGUUGGAGAUAGAGUUUAUCUCAAGAUGGCUAUGUUGAGGGGUCCUAACAGAUCCAUAGCAGAGAACAAGCUGAGUCCGCGAUUUAUGGGUCCGUUUCCAGUAGUGGAGCGAGUUGGGCCAUUGGCUUACAGGCUGGAGUUGCCUGAGAUUAUGAAAGCCUUUCACAAGGUUUUUCAUGUGUCGAUGCUGAGGAAGUGUCUUCACCCUACAGAGGAGUUAGUGGCUAGGAUUCCAGAGGAUCUUCAGCCAGAUUUGACCGUGCCGGCAGUGCCUAUGAGGAUUUUAGAGAGGAGGGAAAAGGUUCUGAGGAACAAGAGGAUUCCCUUACUGAGGAUUUUGUGGGAUUGCAGUGGUUCUACAGAGGAGACUUGGGAGCCAGAGGCAAAGAUGAAGUUGAAGUUCAGGAAGUGGUUCGACAAGCAGGUCGAGGAGUGA
This is a messenger RNA of Microthlaspi erraticum, 2415 nucleotides long. NCBI's taxonomy places the organism in Eukaryota, Viridiplantae, Streptophyta, Magnoliopsida, Brassicales, Brassicaceae. The record is from the annotation of a GenBank genome assembly.